CAUAUGCUUAUCGGGGCUUUACGACCCAGACCCUGCUGUAAUGUGCAGAUAGGAUUUGAAAGGACUCUGCUUAGUGUGAAAAUUAAAAGGAAAAAAAGUGCAAAGGGAAAGCCAUGCUCCGACUUCUCAGACGCCAGGGCAGGAGGGUUGGGGGCUGCAUGUACAGCCAGCGGCGGUGCCACCAUCAUAAGAGCGUGAUGGCUAUCCGGCGAGAGGACAUCAACGUGUGGGAGAGGCGCGCCCCCCUGGCACCCCGGCACAUCAAGGAGAUCACUAACGCUGGCUACAAGGUGCUGGUGCAGCCCUCCAAUCGCAGAGCAAUCCACGAAAGAUACUAUGAGAAAGCGGGUGCCAUAAUUCAGGAGGACAUAUCUGAGGCAUCAUUAAUCAUUGGAGUUAAAAGGCCACCUGAGGAGAAGGUGUUUCCUAAGAAGACCUAUGCCUUUUUCUCCCACACCAUCAAAGCCCAGGAAGCCAAUAUGGGGCUGCUUGAUGACAUGCUCAAAAAGGAAGUGCGCCUCAUCGACUAUGAGAAGAUGGUGGAUGCAAACGGCUUUCGCAUUGUGGCCUUUGGACAGUGGGCAGGCGUGGCAGGAAUGAUUAAUAUUUUGCACGGUUUGGGCCUGCGUUUCUUAGCCUUAGGACACCACACUCCAUUUAUGCACAUUGGCAUGGCCCACAACUACAGGAAUGUCAGCCAGGCGGUGCAGGCAGUGAGGGAUUGUGGGUACGAGAUCUCCCUGGGCCUGAUGCCCAAGUCCAUCGGACCACUCACUUUUGUGUUUACAGGGACCGGCAAUGUCUCUAAGGGUGCCCAAGAGAUAAUCAACGAGCUCCCAUGCGACUUUGUGGAGCCCCAUGAACUAAAAGAGGUCUCCAGGUCUGGAGAUAUGUCUAAAGUUUACGCAACUGUGCUGAGUCGACACCACCACCUUGUGAGAAAGACCGAUGGAGUGUAUGACCCACUUGAGUACGAGCAUCAUCCUGAGCUCUACACCUCCCACUUCAGAGAGAGCAUUGCCCCCUACACAACCUGCCUUAUAAACGGAAUAUACUGGGACCCGCACACGCCACGCCUGCUGCGGCGGUUGGACGCCCAACGGCUGAUGCGGCCCAUCGAACGCUCGGCCCCCACCAUGGAGGGCUCGCCGGAGCUGCCCCACAAGCUCCUGGCGAUCUGUGACAUUUCAGCCGACACGGGAGGCUCCAUCGAGUUUAUGACAGAGUGCACCACCAUCGAUAAGCCAUUCUGUAUGUAUGACGCUGACCAGCAUAUAGAUCACGACAGUGUGGAAGGCACUGGUAUCCUGAUGUGCUCCAUCGAUAACCUUCCCGCCCAGCUCCCGAUCGAGGCCACCGAGUAUUUCGGGGACCGCCUGUGCCCGUACAUCUCGGAGAUGCUUCAGUCCGACGCCACUCGACCGCUGGACCAGGAGGAGUUCUCUCCGCAAGUCAGAGACGCUGUGAUUACGUCGAACGGAAAGCUGACUCCAAAGUUUGAAUACAUUCACAAGCUUCGGGAGAGAAGGGAGAAAGCGCAAAUCCUGAAGAUGAGCGGCAAGAAGAGAGUUCUGCUUCUGGGGUCGGGCUACGUGUCCGGCCCGGUCAUCGAGUACCUGACCCGGGACACGGGGACCCAGGUCACAGUAGCGUCAGUGAUGUUAAACCAGGCCGAGGAGCUGGCCAGAAAAUACCCCAACACAAUACCCGUUAUGCUGGACGUCACCAGCCAGGAGAGUCACCUUGAAUCUCUUGUGAAAGACCACGACCUGGUCAUCAGUUUGCUGCCUUAUGCCUUCCACCCUAUGAUUGCCAAGCACUGCAUCGGUAAGAAGGUGAACAUGGUCACGGCCAGCUACCUCAGUCCAGCCAUGAAGGAACUACAGCAGAGUGCAGAGGAGGCAGGCAUCACCAUAGUGAAUGAGAUGGGACUGGAUCCUGGCAUCGACCACAUGCUGGCCAUGGAGUGUAUCGACCAGGCCAAAGCAGACGGAUGCACUGUGGAGUCCUACAGCUCCUUCUGUGGAGGCCUGCCGGCACCCGAAUGCUCAGACAACCCCCUGCGCUACAAGUUCAGCUGGAGUCCGUAUGGUGUCCUGCUGAACACCAUCAGCCCCGCCAUCUUCCUGAAAGACAACCGGGUGGUCAGCAUCCCGCCCGGUGGGGCUCUGCUUGACUCCGUGGCUCCGAUGGACUUCCUCCCCGGCUUUAACCUGGAGGGCUUCCCCAACCGGGACAGCACCAAGUACGCCGAACCGUACGGGAUCAACUCGGCCCACACACUGAUCCGGGGAACACUGCGAUUCAAGGGCUUCUCCACAGCAAUGAGUGGGUUUGUGAAGCUGGGUCUGAUUAACACAGAGCCGUGUCCCAUGCUGGACCCGACAGCUACCCCUGUGUCCUGGAAAGAGCUGCUCUGCCAUCUGAUGCAGUUGCCACCCUCAAUCAGCAACGAAGCGUUCAAGGAGGCCGUGUAUGACAGGAUCGGAAAGGAUGACCACAGAAUGGAGACUCUGAAAUGGUUUGGCAUGCUCAGCGGUGAACCGGUCCCUCACGCAGAGACCAUUCUGGGCGCAGUUGCAAAGCACCUGGAGGCUAAACUGUCAUUCGAGAAGGGAGAGAGGGACAUGAUUAUCAUGAGGAACGAUGUCGGGAUCAGACACCCCACUGGCGAGCUGGAGACGAAGCACAUCAGCCUGGUGGUGUAUGGGGACCCUAGCGGCUACUCCGCCAUGGCCAAGACUGUGGGCUACCCGGCUGCCAUCGCCGCCCGCAUGGUGCUCGACGGUGAGAUCGAGACGAAGGGGCUGGUGCUGCCACUGACCAAGAACAUCUACAGCCCGGUUCUGAAGCGCCUGCAGGAGGAGGGGCUCCGCAUCACGGCCAAGAGCUCUCUCUCAGACUAGAUCAAACAGAAACAGAGCCAAGGCAAUACUAGGGGAGGCGCGUCGCUUAUUCACACGGCCCCGGGUCUGCACGCAGAGGCCGAAAAUAAGCAGGCACCUCCUGUGUUGCCGGUCCAUACACUGUGUACUUUGUGUAGAAUCUGGAAGAACACGCUCCUCAAACAAACUGUGUGCUUGGCCCUGGUCUUCGAGGGCCACCUGCCCUGCAGGUUCUAAGAAAUACCUUCUAAAUUCUAUUUUAUCUGUGCCGUCAAGCCUGUAAUAACGUCUGAUGGUGCCGAGUUCCUCUUGAGACAGGGACUACAAAUAAGCCAUUAAUACUCUUGCUAGAAACACCAGGGGUCCCUGGGGGUCAGUGCUGCCUGCCCACCGCUGUCAUAGCCUGAAUAGUAGUCAUAGUCAAAAACAAAGUAAUGUUUGUAGAUGUUCUAAUACAGGUGCUCUUUUGUAUUAAUGCAUUGACAUUCACUGAUGAUGACAAUUAUGUUGAUAUCAUGAACCAAGGGAGGGAUAGUUUCCAGUACUGAUUAGCAUAAAUGGAAGUCUGAACAAUAUACAUAAUUGCACAAAGGCAGUUAUCAUAGUUAUAUUUAACAAAUAUUUAUAUAUUUCUGUUACCCUGAAAUACAGCACUUAUUUACUUUCUUUGAAAAAAUUCUAAAUCAUUUCGUAUUUAUUCCAGUCUUGAUUUUACAAAGUGUCUCCUUACAAACCCAAGUAUGGUGCUGUAGAGGAUCCAUAACAUAAGUAAAUAUAUAAUCUCCCUCCAGUAAAAGUCAAAGUUUGUGAAGAUGUAAAGGUUUUUGCCCAGUUUAUACUGUUCUGUAAGCAGGUGGUUUAGAUGUAUGGCUUUCAGUCAUCUGCAAUUUAGAUUAAGAACUUGAUAUCUUAUAACAAAGAAUACUCCAGUGUUGUAGUAUGGUAAUGCAUAUGUUACUUGGUAGCCUGUUUGAAACUAUUUCACUUUCACUUUUGUAUCUCACAGAAAUAAAGUAAUCCACUUUAGAGAGAGUACUGUGGCUGUGUGAAUAUACUGUAAGUAAGUUGAGAUAUUGCAGUGAGAAGAUCUUGUCUCUAGUCAGGCUGUCGCUCUGUAAAACCGAUAAGAGGACAGGAACAGGGUCACACCCACUGGCUCUGUCAGAGGCGUGCCCCAGGACAACAAAGGAGCACAAAACUGUUCUCAAAACCGGUUUCAAAAUCAGUCAUCCAAACCAUAACGAUCAGGGUGCAAAGUCCUCCUAUGAACGGGUCCCAUCUCCAAGUCUAUCUUAGCUGCCAGUUUUCUGCCAGCCGUCUACAGUGGCAGCUGAAAAAUAACA
This is a messenger RNA of Megalops cyprinoides (Indo-Pacific tarpon), 4228 nucleotides long. It is a transcript of the gene aass, whose product is annotated as aminoadipate-semialdehyde synthase. The coding region runs from base 114 to 2906 and encodes 930 amino acids. The record is from RefSeq and is a predicted model, not a curated record. The transcript has 24 exons. Gene Ontology annotation, cellular component: cytoplasm. Gene Ontology annotation, molecular function: saccharopine dehydrogenase activity. Lineage: Eukaryota; Metazoa; Chordata; Actinopteri; Elopiformes; Megalopidae.